AUGAUGAUCGGUGUUCGAAUCAGUGUGCUGUUGCAAUGGGCAUUGAUACUAUCGGUGUUUUUUGGUGUUGCGAUCGUUUUCAAUCCGUCGGGUGAUAACCGAAUUGAGCAGUCAUUAAUGCACGAACGUCUAUCAUGGACACGUCGUCUCAAAUUGUGUGCAAUUGGUCAAGAUGAGAUAAUGCGAAAUGCGUUGGAUGAUAUCGCAACGUUAAUCGCGUCGUUCUUCGCUGAUGUGGAUUUGGUUGCAUCGGAUGUGUUGGCUGGUUUAUCCCUUCUAACACACUCACAUUCAAUUCAGCAUCAAACACAUGAACCCACCGCUUCUCCUUCUACACAGGCACCUGACUGGAUGACUAUCGAGAACGCACGUCGAAUGAUGGAAUUCGCAACGGCCGUGUACGGUUGGCCUACGUACAUGUUGAAUAAUUGCGGUUGUUGUGCGUGGUGGAAAUUGUUCAAGAAGUUGGACUGCUGUAAGAAGUGCAAAUGCAACGAAGUGUUGGUAGUGGAGGAUAAUUGUUGUCUGUGCGGAACGGCAUCAUUUCAACUCAUUUCAAAUUGUCCGCGUACCGAUAUAUUCUUCGUAUCGUUCAAAAAUCGUCUUUAUCAAGUGCCAUUCGUGGUGUCAGUGGAUGCACUUAGUGAAAGUAUUAUAAUAGCAUUGAGAGGAACAGUGUCGCUGACGGAUUUAAUAACAGAUCUUACAGUGGAUGAUGAAGUCUUUUCUGUGGACGUCGAUUGCGAUCCGAUCCUUCGAAAGGAUCAAAAUCUUGAUGCUGAUGGACAGGUUCUUAUUGUUUUUGUUAUGCUUUAUUAUUAUUAUUAUUAUUAUUAUUAUUAUUAUUAG
Anisakis simplex (herring worm) is the source of this 849-nucleotide messenger RNA. The record is from the annotation of a GenBank genome assembly. Lineage: Eukaryota; Metazoa; Nematoda; Chromadorea; Rhabditida; Anisakidae.